Molecule: messenger RNA, 3639 nt
Organism: Pelobates fuscus (common spadefoot toad)
Lineage: Eukaryota; Metazoa; Chordata; Amphibia; Anura; Pelobatidae
Gene: PAXBP1
Product: PAX3 and PAX7 binding protein 1
Exons: 18
Coding region: 66-2756 (896 amino acids)
Biological process (GO): positive regulation of transcription by RNA polymerase II; mRNA splicing, via spliceosome
Cellular component (GO): nucleus
Molecular function (GO): DNA binding
Source: RefSeq, a predicted model, not a curated record
UCCUCUCGCUGGUGCCGCGGCCGUGUCGGUGCUGCUCCCGGGCUCGCUGUGUGUCCGCACUCGACAUGUUCCGUAAGAUCCGGCGGGUGAACCUGAGGAAGCGCAAUGACUCUGAGGAGGAGGACAAGGAGCUGGAGCGGCCCGUGUCCGGCCCGGUGGGACCACCCGAGCCCGCCCUCCAGCCCCCCGAGCCGCACUUCAUCCUCCCCCAGCCCGUCCUCCCCGAGCCCCCUCAGCAGCAUGACAACGGGCUCCUGGGGGCCCCAGCCCGGCCUCGCAGGGACUGCCGGGACACGUGGGGAGCCAAGGCCAGCCUGCUCAGCUUCCAGGACGAGGAGGAAGAGGAAGAAGUUUUUAAAGUGAAGAAAUCGAACUAUAGCAAGAAAAUAGUCAAGAUUCUUAAAAAGGAAUAUAAGGAUGACAAAGAGAAAACAAAGCCUACAUCUGAAACCUUUAACUUGGCAGAUGGCAACAACGCCAUCCAUAAAGCAUUGGCCAUGAAGGAUAUCAGUCAGGAGGAUGUGGCACAUGGCAGUGACCUUGGGGAAGAGGAAAUGGAAGUCGAAAGUGAAAAAGAGGAAGAGAAGCCUAAGGUGGCUGGCUCUUUUACAAACCCAGUAUCCACUUUAAAUGUUCUCCGUCCAGGAGAAAUCCCAGACGCUGCAUUUAUCCAUGCAGCCCGUAAAAAGAGGCAGAUGGCUCGUGAGCUUGGAGAUUUGCCAUCGGCUGAGAAUGAGGGUGGUAAAGGUCGCUUGGUACGUGAAGAUGAAAAUGAUGCCAGUGAUGACGACGAUGAUGAUGAAAAAAGACGAAUCAUAUUCUCCGUUCGAGAGAAAUCUCAGAGGCAGAAGAUAGCAGAGGAAAUUGGUAUUGAAGGAAGUGAUGAUGACGCUUUAGCGACUGGGGAACAAGAUGAAGAGGUGUGCCGCUGGGAGCAGGAACAGCUAAGAAAAGGAAUCAGUAUACCUCAGGUUCAAGUGCCCCAGCCUACAGAAGUAAAUAAUUUGUUCUACCCAAGCACGUAUCAGGGAAUACCCUAUGGCUCUUCGUAUGGCGUUCCAUAUACUUACUCUGCUUAUGGAUCUACAGAGACAAAAUCUCAUAAACCAGAUAAUUCAGUCUCUUUCAAAACUCCCAGUAAUGAGAUGACUCCUGUUUCUAUUGAUUUGGUAAAGAAACAGCUUAAAGACAGGCUGGAAGCAAUGAAAGAAACCCAUAAAGCAAACUGUGAACUCUAUGAAAAACACGAACAGAGCAAAGAAGAUUCUACCAAUUCUAUAAUUAGAUUGGAAGGCUGUUCGGGGGGUAAUGCUGAACGCUACAAGUUUUUGCAAGAAAUGCGAGGGUAUGUCCAAGACUUGCUUGAGUGUUUCCGUGAAAAGGUGCCUCUGAUUAAUGAACUGGAGUCUGCAAUGCAACAGCUGUACAAACAGCGAGCAGCCCGCCUUGUCCAAAGACGACAAGAUGAUAUUAAAGAUGAAUCUUCGGAGUUUUCGAUGCAUUCAAAUAAAGCUGUGAUGGCACCAAAUCUGGACAGCUUUGGCCGAGAUAGAGCAUCCUAUCAAGAACAUGCCAAGCAGCGUAGGAUAGCGGAGAGAGAAGCCAGACGAGCACGUCGACGGCAAGCCAGGGAGGUAACUGGUAAGAUGGCAGAGCAUCUCGAAGGCCUUUCUAGUGAUGAUGAAGAAACAUCAACUGAUAUCACCAACUUUAACAUGGAGAAAGAUCGUAUUUUGAAAGAGUCGAGCAAAGUGUUUGAAGAUACUUUAGAAAAUUUUCAUUCUAUCGACUGCAUCAAAUCUCAGUUUGAAACCUGGCGAUCAGAUUAUUAUGGCACUUAUAAAGAUGCUUAUAUUGGUCUAUGUUUGCCAAAACUUUUAAAUCCUCUAAUACGACUUGAAAUGAUAACGUGGAAUCCACUAGAGGCAAAAUGUUGUGAAUUUGAAAGCAUGGACUGGUUUGAGUCGUUACUUUUUUAUGGCUGUGAAGAAAAGGAAUAUGACAAAGAAGAUGCUGAUAUUGCAUUAAUACCUUCCAUAGUUGAAAAAGUUAUUCUUCCAAAACUUGCAGCUAUUGCUGAAAACGUGUGGGACCCUUUUUCAUCAACACAAACAAACAGAUUUACUGCUUUGUUUCAGAAGCUAGUGAAUGGAUAUCCUACAGUUGUAAAUUCAGAAAACAAAAACACGGAGGCACUCCUUAAGGCACUGCUCUUCAGAAUGCGAAGGACAUUGGAUGAUGAUGUCUUCAUGCCGUUAUAUCCCAAAAAUGUUAUCGAAAACAAGAAUUCUGGACCCUGUGUAUUUUUUCAGCGCCAGUUUUGGUCUUCUGUGAAGUUACUGGGGAACUUCCUGAAGUGGCAUGGCACAUUGUCUAACAAGACUCUACAGGAUCUGGCAUUAGAUGGGCUGCUCAACAGAUACAUCCUCAUGGCUUUUCAGAACAACGAGAGCGGGGAAGAUUGCAUCAAAAAAGCUCAAAGUGUGACUGCAUGUUUCCCAAGGCAGUGGUUUUCAAACCUCAAGGGGGGCAUUACCAUUCCACAGCUGGAAAACAUGGUCCGGUAUCUUACUCACCUGGCUGGCGUGAUUUAUAGAAAGAACAUUGGAUGCUCAGAUGUGGAGAAAAGAAAUGCAAGAGACCAAAUCAGGCAGAUUGUGAAAUUAUUAGCAAAUGUCAGAGCACUGGAAAAUGCAAUAUCUGUUGCAAAUGAUUACAACGUGAAAGACGUCAAAGCCCAGCCAGAAGCUAAAUAAACACCACAAUUGCAUUCCGGUUGUUCCUUGUGUUUUUGUAAAUUUUAGGUGUGUAAAUAAAGCUGUAUAGUGAUGACAGAUUUUGUUUUAAUGCAGAAGUUUGAAAAAUGCCAAAAACUACUGGUGUGUGUGUUUUAUAAACAAAAAAUACAGAUAUUCGAAAUAAAACAUUUAGUCACAUUCUGAUAGACGUUUUUACAAAAUUACGUUGAUGUUAGAAAAAUGAUGAAAGGACAACUGUAAAGCUACAUAAAUCAAGUGACUGAUCCCAUAUAUUAUCUGCAUUACCUUAUGUUAGAGAAAAAAAACUUCAAAGAUUUUUAGUAGCCUCAUCCUGAAGGUAGGUCAAUAUGUGCAUUGGCUGCUUGUAAUACGUUAUCAUCCAUAUUUAAACUGCAGUAUGUACACCUCUAGGAAAGACUCCACUGAAAGCAGAUUUAAAGAGCAGUUUUCAUGAUAUGAAUUUAUUGCUGAAAACUAACUUUUUUUUUUUCUUUUUUUUUACCUCUUUUUACAUCUUGAUAAAGAACUUGCUAAGUGAAUGUAUGAUUUUAGGAAGUGUCAUGUAAAUACGUCCUUUUUCAUAAAAUAUUAUUUUUAUUUAUUAUUUUUCUGGUUCAUUUACCGGCUUCAUUUUGCUAUUUGGUCAUUUCCUGAAAUUGCUGCAUUUUUAAGUUUGCUGAAACGAUGUGCUGUACAGGUUUAGUUCUUUUCAUUUUAUCGAGUGCCUGUAUAUUUCUGACUCUGAUUCCUCUCUUCUGAUUUGUGUACAGUCGAUAAUUUAAUGAAAUGUGUACAGUGAUGGAGCAUUAAACCAUUCAUGGAAAUGCCUGUAUAUUUUCUGAAAAUGUAACAAAGAUAUUGAAUAAAUUCUUUUUGUAGA